Molecule: messenger RNA, 8849 nt
Organism: Mizuhopecten yessoensis (Yesso scallop)
Lineage: Eukaryota; Metazoa; Mollusca; Bivalvia; Pectinida; Pectinidae
Product: putative polypeptide N-acetylgalactosaminyltransferase 10
Exons: 13
Coding region: 120-1925 (601 amino acids)
Cellular component (GO): Golgi apparatus
Source: RefSeq, a predicted model, not a curated record
GUCAUGUUAAAAAUGGCAGCCCUGUGAAGACGUGGAAGUGAUAGCAGAUAAACCUCUCACGAUUACAGCGUAUCUGCGAGAGAACGGGGUCAAGCUUAGAAUAGCCUGUUGAACCUAACAUGAGGCGGAACUCUGUCACCCUCCUCAAACUGUUGGUGGUGGCGGUUGUGUUUGUGUUGGCCGGACCCAUGCUGAUCAAACAUCUGUUAGGGGGCAACAAGAGAAGUCUCACGGAGGAGUUUGUGGAUGCAGGCAAUGGCAUGCCAGUAAAUCCUGAUUCAGCCAAAAAAAACAAUGAGCUGCCUCCAGCUGACGCUCCACUGGAGAAAAUUGACUGGCAUAGCUACAAACAGAUUGCUGAGGAGGAGGAGAGAAAGGGUCCAGGUGAACAGGGACAAGCAGUGAUUCUGUCGCCGGAGGAGGAAAAACAAAAGAACGACCUUUACAAGGUCAAUGGGUUCAAUGCCUUUGCCAGUGAUAAGAUUUCCCUGCAGAGGUCACUCAAGGACAUUCGUCAUGCAGACUGUAAAAGCAAGAAAUACCUGAACCACCUGCCCAACGCCAGUGUGAUUGUUCCGUUCCACAACGAACACUGGACCACACUGCUCAGACUGUGUUACAGUGUACUUAACAGGGCACCCAAGGGUAUGGUUCACGAGAUCAUCCUAGCCGAUGACUUCAGUAACAAAGAGCACUGUAAGAAACCAUUGGAUGACUAUUUGAAGGAACAUUUUGACAAUGUUCGUGUGGUGCGGGCUAAGCAGAGAGAAGGACUCAUCCGGACACGCAUCAUGGGAGCCAAGGCAGCCACAGGGCAGGUCCUUAUCUUCCUCGACUCCCAUGUAGAGGCUAAUAUCAACUGGCUGCCACCACUUCUAGAGCCCAUAGCUGAAGACUAUAAAACAGUUGUCUGCCCUUUUAUUGACGUCAUUGACUUUGAAACAUUUGCGUACCGUGCUCAGGAUGAGGGUGCUAGAGGAGCCUUUGACUGGGAAUUUUUCUACAAACGUCUUCCUCUUCUACCUGAGGAUCUCAAGCACCCAGCCGAGCCCUUCAAUAGCCCAGUAAUGGCUGGAGGACUGUUUGCCAUCAGCACCAAGUGGUUUUGGGAACUGGGUGGUUAUGACCCGGGUCUGGACAUCUGGGGAGGCGAACAGUAUGAACUCUCCUUCAAGCUUUGGCAGUGUGGUGGUAAAAUGGUGGACGCUCCGUGCUCGAGAAUUGGUCACAUCUACAGGAAGUUUGCACCGUUCCCUAACCCUGGUGUGGGCGAUUUUGUGGGCAGGAACUAUCGGCGUGUUGCUGAGGUGUGGAUGGAUGAAUACGCGGAGUACCUCUACAACCACCGCCCCCACUACAGAAACAUUGACACCGGCGACAUAUCCGCACAGAAGGCCAUUCGCACCAAGCUCAACUGUAAACCGUUCAAGUGGUUCAUGGAAAAAGUUGCUUUUGAUUUACCCAAAUUUUACCCUCCGGUUGAGCCUCCCCCGUUUGCCAAGGGAGAGAUAAGAAACGUGGAUGCCAAUCUAUGUAUAGACACGCGAUACAAAGGGCAGAAUGAGAGAUUCCAACUGGAGCCCUGCCUCAAGGAUGGAAAAGGAGGAGGGGAACAGGAGUUCCAAUUUUCCUGGCACAAAGAUAUACGUCCAGGGAAGCGAAGUGUCUGCUUUGAUGUUUCACAGUCUAUUAAAAAAUCUCCCAUCAUCCUUUUUAAUUGCCAUGGGAUGGGAGGCAAUCAAAGAUUUAAAUAUAAUUUAGACACAUCACAGAUUUACCAUGUGAUCAGUAAUCAGUGUUUAGACUGCGAUGCCGGCAGUCACGAACUCUUCACAAAUCCAUGUGAUAAAAACUUAAAAUCACAGCAAUGGAAAAUACAGACCGUAAAUGAAACAGCACUUAGAGCGGAAUGGGUUGCAGCGUAGUGAUCGACAGUACCGUCUGGUGGUGAGACAUUUACCGUGCCUGGCUCUGCUGAUCAACAACAGAUUCACAGGCACAACCAUAACUUGUGUUAUUAAUUGAUGAUCUAUUUGUAGUGCACAAAAACAUAGGGGUUUCCUUAUUUGUCAGAAUUAUUGUCCAAUCAUCAAAUGUUUGAGCUAUCAACAAAUAUCAGUAUGUUGUAUAUGUUGAGCAGAAAAUAAUAUACAGUUAUCAGCCAAGACAUCUCAGAUCUUCUCUGGAGAGAAAAGUUCAGCCAUAAAUAAAUUAAACUUAUGAGUGAAAUGAGAGUUAAUUCUGAAAAGUUCCUGUACAUUUGACAGACACUACACAGGUUUGUAUUGGUGGAAUGAUAUUGGUGAUAGAUCAAACUUAUGGUUCUAGGUCAAACGUUUGGUAGUAAAAAGUAAUAUGUUACUGUGCAUUUGUUUAACCCUUUGCCCAACGUCAGCAUCUUUUGACUCUUUACAAAGUCACAGUGCCACAUGACAUCCUACUGUUUCGGUUUAUAGUACCAAAGAACAUGUGUUAUGUAAAAACUAUUGAAUCAAAUGUGAUCGUUUCUAACAUUAAUUCUCUUAUAAUCAAAAUGUCCUAAAAAUUUCACCUGGCAAAUGCAGUCUCGGAGAAAAGCAAAUAAACCAAAGUUUGAUUCGUACAAAAACUUCAUAGAAUUGAUGUUGAUACGUCGUUUCCAAUAAAUACAGAACGGAUGGGUGUAUUGGCUUGCAAAGGGUUAGAUAAUAUUUUAUUACACUUAUUAGAUGAAUUAUCUUUUCAUGUCAAAUGUUUAAGAACGAACCAUGGAUUUUGUCCAGUUUUAUCAUCUUUUUCGCAGAUUGUUGAAAUUUUUUGAAUUUAUAGAUGUUUUAACUUCUUUUUCAGAAGGUGUUACAAAUACCAUCUGAGUGUAGUAUACCUUGCAAUAUUCCCUGAAGUUACAAAAUAUGUCAUGCAACUUUUCAUAUUUAAGAAAAGGAUAUUUUUUAAAUGAUUUUUUCAUACAUAAAUAUAAAUCAUAUUGUAAGAAAGAUCCUAUUUAUUUUUUUGAACCUUGUGUGUGGUGUUGUGCUUCAUACAGUGUGUACUAACUUGUAUCAAAUAUUUAUUUUUUGUGCACAAAAAUUUCAUAUAUCGGAUUAUUAUUAAGGUACUUUCUGACCAAAUAUAAAACAUUUUGGUAUUGUAGAGAAUGUCCAUAGUAUUGUACUUAACUGGAACUUUUUGCUUUUAAUACGUAUUUCUGUUAUUUUCAAAAGAAAAACAGAUAAAUUAUUUAUUAUAGAUUAAGACUAGAGUUUGCUAGAUCUGUGUGUGUCACAAGUUUUAUCCAAAAGUCCCAUUUAUUGUUGAUAUGCUUUUUUCUGUCCAGUUUGUUUGUAUAUCUCUACUGUAAUUUAGACUCUUUCUAAAGAUUUUCUCUCUAAAAGGGGUAAUAGUAUUUAUUAUAAACACAGUAUUGUCAGCAAGGUUUGUGUUUGUUAUAAAUCAUUGCUUAGAUAUCUCAUUGUGUGUAGUUCUAGAAAUCUUCAUUAGCCCACAAUUUAAACAUGAAAAUGAUUUUGUAAACCAAGGAUGUAAAUAACCACUUAAAUUUACCUUUACAAAUGAAAAAGAUUUUGUAAACCGAGGUUGUAAAUAACCACUUAAAUUUACCUUUACAAAUCAAAAGGAUUUUGUAAACCAAGGUUGUAAAUAACCACUUAAAUUUACCUUUACAAAUGAAAUAAAUAGAAAGUCAUUUUAUUAAACGACACGCCAUAUUGUAAUGUAAAAUUUGAUUCUCCGAUGUUUUCAUAAUUGUUAAAAUACAAAAGUGUAUGUUAUCAGUUAAAUAAAAUGGUUAACUGUUUUGUUUUGAGAAAAAAAAUCAGACUUAUUUGCAGCGAGUUUCCUUCAAUGGCUUUAUGAUGAGAUUGUCAUAUUUUUUUUUCAAAAUGAAAUGUUUUGGGAAUAUUUUUCAAACAUUUAUUAGUAGUGUUGUAUAUAUUAUCUGAGAGUGAAACUUUUAAAUCUCAGGAAAUAGAUACUUUGUCUAAAUAUUAAAUUCCACAAUUUUAAAAUAAGUAAUCUUUUUGUUGAUUCAAUUUUUGUAUCAUGGUUAGGAAACAUGAUCCAAUAAACUCCAGACCAACGACUUGUUCACAGACUGGUGCUGAUCGAUUACUGAAUUAUCUUUGUCGCUCUACAAGUACUGAACCAGGUGAUCUUACCUAAUAAACAAUGUGCUAUUUGUUCAUUACAAGGAAUGUUUUGCUCUGCUAGCAUGUGUACUUGUUGCUUUAAUAAUCUUGUGAAUAUUAGACUACUUUUAUUAUAAUUCAGACACAUAUUGUGUUAAAACUUGUACAUAGGUACUCAUAUUUUCAUAGCAACACAUUCUAGAUUCAUGAUAUCCUGAUUGAAGAAAGUGAUUCUACCACAUCUGGUUAAAUAUCUACUGAUUCAAAUAAAUUUAAUUUUUUUUGUAUGCUUUGCUAACAAUGGCUUUAAGUAUUAACAGCGCAUUGCUGAAUUUCCAUAUUACAAUUCUUUUCGAUUGAAUUUUAUAGAUAUCACAGUCCAAGGGGGAUAACUACCAUUUUAUAGAUCCUACAGUACAAGGGAGAUAACUGCCUUGUGUUAACAUAAAAAUGUGAAUGACCAUAUAUAGCCGUGUAUGAGAGAUUGGCUUGUAUAUACCUUCAGGGUUUGUCAUUUACAGUGUACAGAAUGAUGUCCUUUAAUGUAGUGACCUACCUCAGGAGUAACAUGUUACGUCUAGUGAAUGAACGCAGAAACAUCACAAAAUUGAUACAGCAUGUAAUGCCUGUCACUUUCUAUACUAGGGGGAGUUUUAUUAAUACAUGUAGCAACACUUUGGUUCUCAGAACAAUGUCACAGAUUUAAGGUUUCCAGAUCAAUAAACAAGGAAUUACUUAUUAAGAAUGUAUGCUACCAUACUGUUGUUGGACUCCUCCAUUUCAAAAUAGUUUUCCGUUAAAAACAUCUAAACAUCUCUGUUAAUCCAUUCACCCCUUGAGUUACAUUUGAACCUAACCUGACCUGGCAAGUCCAUUUUAAGGAGGUAGGGAUGAAUGAGUUAAAUCUUUAUUCUGUAUAUGUAAAUAUUAGCCUGAUUCAUAAAUUCAGGGUAUAUUUCUAGGUAAAGUUGUGUGAUGAAAUCUUGUAGUGAACAUUCAUAUAUACAAAAAAAGUUGUACACAAAAGAAUUACCAACAGUAGAUUUACAUUUAAUUGCAUAUUGUGUAUGCUUAUUAACACUUUGUUAUGAACUUCUCAGAAACUGUGAAGCUUUGGCAUGUUAUUUGAUGAAUGACAAAGUUGCAAGAAACAUGAAAAGUUGAUCAUGAGAACCUGCCGUAAACUGUUUUUUAUUGAAACAAAUUCUGUUAAAACCAUUCCUGUAUGAAAUCGUGUAUAGUCUUGUGAAGUGAAAAUAUAUGUUUUUUGAUGGUAAGACACAAUUUAGGUGACACUUUGUUUAAUCAGCCUGUUUUGUGAUGACUUUAAUUUAAAAAAUUGUUACAAAAAUGCUUGCAGUAUUUUAUCAUAUCUGCUUUUCACAAGCGUUUACAUGAUGCCUAUUAUCAUUAUAUUUAUUAUCAAUGCUAACCCUAACCACCACUGUUGUAUGUAACGGAGUGUGGAGAAUCCCAAAACACUGUUUGUAUAUAAAGAUGUUCAUAACAAAUCACAGCAGACCUGAAGAAGCUGUUAAUUGUAUAUUAAAUUAUUUUGUUUAGGAAAACUAAACCAUGAAUAACUUUUAGAAUUCAGGGUACGAAUUCAUGAAACCGUUCUCAUGAUGAUACUCAGAUUCUGAGUUGACUAGAUUGCAAAAGGUAACUUAGACUGGUAAUGGUUCGCUUCCAUUGGUAUCAUAAUGUUUUUUUCGAAGUAGUAGCAUUUAACACGUCGGCUUGUUGUAGCUUUGACAAUUAUGCUGUUUUUAUAUAAUGAAUCUCUUUGAAAUCCAAUUUGAAAACUGCCAGUAAAUUUAACAUAAAUACAGUUGAAGCUUAUAUUAUUGUUGGCAGUGAUUUCUCUGUUUUGAGGAAAAACUGUGAUGCUUACUGUAUUCCAAAAUAUCUUUUUUUUAGAAAAUGCUGAGUUGAAACAAGCUGCAUGUCCUUUCCUUUAUAUGAGUAAAGGGUAUUGUGUAAAAAGAUCUGGACUUGUAAUGAAAUCAUAUUUUUGCAAAAGUUUAUUUUGGUAAAAAAAAAAUACAACCAGAUAAAUCUCAGGUGUUGACAAAAUCGUUUCUCAAACUCAAUCAUGAUAAAACUGGGGCGAAAAAAAAAGGAUGAUUAUCAUGGAGACCCUUGAAAAGUACAAGGAAGACGAGAUGUUCCAUCAUUGUCAGCACCUUCUGCUUUAUCUACAACAAGCAUUGUAAAUCUGUGUCCAAGUAAUGUCACACACUCAAAAUGAGUAAUAGGGUAGUGACAGCAAAACAAGGUCUUCUCAAUUCUUCCAAAACUUAUCAUCUUCUAUGCAAAAUAUUUCUUAGUAUCACAUUUUACCGUGAAUUGAUUGCGAAAAUGUGAAAUGAUUGAAUGAGAAGGGAGUUAUUGUGGAUGAAUUCGAUGACAUGAUGUGUAGGAUCUAGUCUUAGUUCCCGGUAUUGUAAGCAUACCUUGUUUAGCUGUUUACUCAGCAUCGAAUGUAUUGUACAAUGUUAAAUGAUAUAUAUCAUUUCUACCAAAUGAUCGGAGAUACUUAAAUUACAUUUCACAGAUAUCAGUUUAUUUAUUGUUACAUUUGUCAUUAAAUUUUAUUUUCGUCGAGAGAGAAGAGGUUAUCUCCCUUAGAUUAUAAAACGACGGUAUUUUUGUUUUAAUCAUAUUCUAUCUAUUGUUACAAAAGUUAUCAGGCUUUUAUAGUAACUGCUAAUGAGAGAAUUUCAUAAAACAACUUUUAACAGUAAUUUAAAGAUCUAAGAUGGAAUACCAAAUUUGUGCAUAAACAUGACCACCACUAGUUGGUGACUUACCAGCAUUUGUGCCUCUUUGAUCUUUUUACAUCACCUUUACUAGUGUUAAUUGUGGCCAUACUUCUAUUUGAGCCACUCUGCCAAAUUAUGUGAAUUUUACACCAUAUUUGAAGGACAGUUGAAUCAUAAAGAUUUCCGUACAUGUCAUACACCCAGGGAUUGAGUUCUUAAACAUCGUAAUAAAAUUAGCAUUGUUUCUACAGUGAUCCUAUAUUCAGAAGUUAUUUAUUCUAAGACAUAACCUUUACAUUUGUAAAGGACAUAAGACUGGUCUUAUUACCAAGAAAAAAUUAAGUACAUGAAAGUGAGUUAUUUUCACUGAAAGUUUCUGUGCCUGAUAUGAGUGUAAACUCUGUAUUAAUGAAUGAGGUAUGAGAUGUUUGUUGUAUAUAUGUGUAUAUCGCUACAUACUUAUGUAUAUUUGUAAAGUAUACUUGUGAUAUUUACAUUCCAGAGGGUCUUUUUUUAAGGUAUUGCACUUCUGUCGUGACUAAGUCAUGACAUCUUACGAAAAUGCACGUUUAAACAUCUGACUGGUCUGGUGUCGCUGAUACUGUGUUUUAGUGUAAGUAUCAACUAGAGUAGGAAUAAAGGUUUCAUGGUAAAGAUAUACAACAAGUGUAUAGAACCGUUAACAACGAAUCACUGGAUACACAAAUAGCCUGGUAAUGUUUAGCGGUGAUAUUUCGUAAGAUAUUUUUGUUUUCUUUUUGAAUAUAUUCGCAAAUUCGAAACUGUCACAAUCUAUUUUAAAUGUGUAUAUCAUAACAGAAAAUGAAGCAUAAAAUAAAAACUACAAAUUUAAUCAAGGUAAAAAAAACUGAAAGCUUAAACAUUAACAGUAUAUUACAUUAUAAUACAUUGCUUUAAAGUAAACAUUUUAGAAUCGGAGGAUUGUAUUAAGUGCUCGCUUGUGUUGAUAGGCAGCCCGCUUUACUGUAUUUACUCAGUAUUUAAUCUCAAUCACUGAUCCAGACACAAAUUUCUAUACCUCAUAGGCCUUGAAAGGAUUAUCAUAUACUUGACGUGUACUUGAUAAAAUUUCUCUCUCAUUAGAUAGUCACAAAAUAAGACGAAGCUCCGUUUUUGUUACUUGUACUUUUUUGUGAAUUACUAGUACUUUUUUGUAUGCGAGAACACGAAAAAUUUGUGAGGCAAAUACCUUUCAUUAAAAAAAAAGAAGAUAUUUGAUGCAUAUAUAUCUCAUUUCAUUUCUCCUUUUUAAUUCAUUUGAACCACAACAAUAUAUUAUAUAACAAAAUAAGUAGUUGGAGGACAUACACUAAUUUAAAUUGUGGACAAGUAUUAAGUUCUCAAAGUGUGGACUCGAAAGACAAACGUGAUGAGUCUCCAAGUGCUAUUGGUUUGUUUUCACUAUCCAUGACAUAUACAGUAAUUGUUUCAUAUUUUACACACUCUCAAAUGUGAAGAAACGUUAAUUUGAAAAUUAUGAAGAGAUCAGGAAAAGUUCUUUUAUAAAAAUGUGUCUAACCAAGUUUAUUGCUGUAGUUUUAUGUUUAACUUAUCUCAUGUUUAUUCUUAACAGAAAAUCUAUGACAUUAUCAGCUAAUCCAGGUAACAAGAAGUUUUGAUUAAAACUGUCAUAGCUCAAAGAAUCGACAUGACAUGUCUUAUUUUAGUUUUCAUGCGUCUGCCGUUAAAGAGUGAAUGGCAAAGCUAUUUUAUGUAGGAUUAAAAUAACCCUCAUUUUGGCCUGAGUGAAGGAGUUUGAACAUGUUUAUGAUUAUGUUGGACAAAUUGUGAUAAAUUGUUUUGUUAUAUGGUAGAGAAUGAUGGGUAUUUAGUUCUGUUAAUAAACAUAGUUGUAGUCUAUAUACAGGGAGGUUUAUAGAACACACAAAGACAGGGGUACAGGGAAAUAAAAAUAAAUAUGUCUCUUUUUAUACAA